Messenger RNA from Daldinia caldariorum, 2356 nucleotides. RefSeq names its product ENTH-domain-containing protein. The transcript has 4 exons. Gene Ontology annotation, molecular function: phospholipid binding; clathrin binding. Gene Ontology annotation, cellular component: plasma membrane; endosome; clathrin vesicle coat. The record is from RefSeq and is a predicted model, not a curated record. Gene Ontology annotation, biological process: endocytosis; actin filament organization. Bases 400 to 2130 code for a protein of 576 amino acids. NCBI's taxonomy places the organism in Eukaryota, Fungi, Ascomycota, Sordariomycetes, Xylariales, Hypoxylaceae.
AAAUCUACCAACCUCCUUCUUCCUUCUCUCGCGAAGUCUGGGUCCCCUUUUUUUUUCUUUUAAUCGUUAUUUUAAACUAUUAGAGUUUCUCUGUGUUUGUUCCUCACACCAUUCCGAGUUCUGGGCAUAAAUUGCCUUCGGAGCUUGUUAACGGCUCUUUGGAAUUAACCUUGACGAGUCUGCGACGACGCUGUAAUUUACAGUGAACCGGGUAUUGCGAGAUAAUCCGCCGGCUGGAUUGCGCUUUCGUCGCGCCGACUACUGAUCACUCUACGAUCGUAUCAUCCCCAAUAUUUCAACCCACCACAAUAAGCUCUGCUUCGUCGUCUAGCUUUCUUUAGUUACGCCACUGUUGUAUUCGCAUAACCGCUUUCGUUCGUUUGGAGGAAUAUCGCCAAGAUGUCUAAGGUUAUGAGAAGUGUGAAGAAUGUCACCAAGGGUUACUCGAGUGUCCAGGUUAAAGUGCGCGAAGCGACGAGUAAUGAUCCAUGGGGACCGACCGGAACCCAGAUGAGCGAGAUUGCUCAGCUCACAUACAAUUCAUCGACCGAGUUCUUUGAUAUCGUUGACAUACUCGAUAAGCGCCUGAACGACAAAGGCAAGAAUUGGAGGCAUGUUUUGAAGGCAUUGAAAGUCCUCGAUUAUUGUCUCCACGAAGGUUCCGAGCUUAUCGUCACCUGGGCGCGAAAGAAUAUCUACAUCAUUAAAACGUUGCGCGAGUUCGUCUAUAUUGACGAAGAUGGUCGGGAUGUAGGACAAAAUGUCCGAGUUGCCGCGAAAGAAUUGACAGCCUUGAUCCUGGACGAUGAAAGACUGCGAGCCGAACGGAGCGACCGAAAAACAUGGAAGUCUCGGGUUACUGGCAUCGAAGAAUUCGCGCCCGAAGGGGUUACAGUCCCACGAGGACACAACCGACCUCAGCGACGUGUUAGCGAUGAGGAAGAGGAUGCCGAGUAUAAGCUAGCAAUAGAAGCUAGCAAAUACCAAGAAGAGGAGGAUCGAAGGAAACGCGAAAGCCGCCAGGGGGCCGAGGAUGAUGAUGAUUUAGCCAAGGCUAUUAAGCUUAGCCAGGAGGAAGAUGAACGAAGAAGGCGAGAACUGGAAGAAAGUAAUGCUAGUUCACUUUUCGAUGAUGCUGGACCGAGCAACGUCCCUCAACCGACUGGCUUAAAUAUGGGAUAUCAGCAAGGUAGUAACGUUGACUGGCUUGGGAACCCGAUCGAUCAGAAUCAGAUGAUGCAACCGCAACCGACCGGAUACGUGAACAAUUCGUAUACUGGAUACCCAGCCAAUGGCUAUACGAAUGGCUAUACGAAUGGCUACAACAAUGGUUUCAAUCCUCAGCCAACAGGCGUAUAUGACCCUUACGGUCAACAACAGCAACUAAUGCAACAGCAAAACACUCUCCAGCCUCCCGCGCAGCAGUUCCAGAUGCAGCCUACUGGAUACAAUCCUUACGCACAGCAGCCCCAAUUCCAGACCCAGUUCCAGCCUCAGCCUACUGCUUCAGAGCCGGCCGUUCAACCUGGAAGCAAUAACCCAUGGGCUUCUAACCAGCAAAACCAAUCGGCACUCAAGCCGAUGCCAACCGGGUCGAACAACCCCUUCGCCACCGGCUUUGGGCGUCAGCAGCAGCAGCAAUCCCAAGCCCCGGCAAUCCCGACUCUAAGUAGCUUGCAGAGUCUUCCUGAGCAGAAGUCUCUCCAGACAUUUACUCCGUCUCCUCAACCUCAAGUCCAAUCUCAGCCCCAACCUUCCUUUCAGAUCCAGCCGCCUCAGAAGACUCUUAGCGAACACGAACAAAAGCUUAAUGCCCUUCUUGCUAGCGGCGAGGGUAUGGAUACGUUUGGAAAUACCGGAGAGCUUCGUAUUCCUGCUCAGCAUACCGCGCCGGGUACCUUUGUCAAUUCCGCCGGUUCAGGUAUGAGCAGACUUACGGCCGAGGCUACAGGCAAUAACCCAUUCCUCCGGCAGCAGUUCACCGGUAUGCCAACGGUGUCAUACGGCGCACCGCAGAUGCCUGCGGCUACCGGACCGGCUGGCAUGAACGGAUACGGCGGCGCGAGUAACCCGUUCGCAGCACGACCGCAGCAGAAUAACAACCAGGGGCAAGACCUCAUCCAAUUCUAGAUUUCCCCUUUAUGAAGACGUCCGUGAUGUAAAUCAGGCGCUCUUCAUUUGCAUGCCGUACCUAUGCAUGCACUUUUCUAAGCUGGGCCAUACCCAUCCCAGUUCAUACUUCUCUCGUAUUGUGUUUUUUACACUCUCUGGCCGACUACUAGUAGAUAAGAGUAGAUUGCCAGAGAGCUCAUGUUUGUUUCUCCAAGGAAAAUCAUAGGUGGUGAUUUGGGUCUAC